This is a messenger RNA of Perca flavescens (yellow perch), 2354 nucleotides long. It is a transcript of the gene slc26a11, whose product is annotated as solute carrier family 26 member 11. Gene Ontology annotation, biological process: sulfate transmembrane transport. The record is from RefSeq and is a predicted model, not a curated record. Gene Ontology annotation, molecular function: secondary active sulfate transmembrane transporter activity. NCBI's taxonomy places the organism in Eukaryota, Metazoa, Chordata, Actinopteri, Perciformes, Percidae. The transcript has 15 exons. Bases 397 to 2109 code for a protein of 570 amino acids. Gene Ontology annotation, cellular component: membrane.
AGGAACCGUCUCGCGCCUCAUCAGCGAAAUGUCAUUUUAGGAAGUGGUUUUACAAAAGUAACAACAACAACGCGUUGACACAACAUCCAUGGUUGACAGAGAAGGAGCUAAAAAUCACAGCUGAACCAGUGAAUCCAAAAGAUGAAGAGAGAGAUUUAAUCACAGAAUGCACCGAAGAAAUGGCAUCCGCUUUCUUUUAAUAUGCUGCAUGUUUGUCCAGAAAAACACACAGACAAACUGCAUGCACACAGAGCACAUCUUUAUGUUUCCCUGAAUGCUGUGCGCAAAACCAGAGAAACCAAGCAGCACAUCCCAAAAGCUGACGAAUGACAUUUAAAGCAGAGGAGGAAACUUAAACACUUUGUGUUCUCCUUCCUGACCUGUAAUCCUUGUGCGAUGGACGGGCCUCUGCUGGAUCGAUUGUCGGCUCGGGGCUGCUGCUCCUACAACACCCUCAAGGCGUGGCUGCCGAUCCUCUCCUGGCUGCCUGGGUACAAGCUGAAGUGGCUUCAGAUGGACCUGCUCGCCGGCCUCACCGUCGGGCUGACAACUGUACCGCAGGCACUGGCUUAUGCUGAAGUAGCCGGCCUUCCUGUUCAGUAUGGACUCUACUCUGCCUUCAUGGGGGGGUUCAUCUACACCCUCCUGGGGACCUCUAAGGACGUGACACUGGGUCCCACGGCCAUCAUGUCCCUCCUGUGCUUCUCCGUGGUGGGGGGGCAGCCGCACCAAGCCGUGCUGCUCAGCCUCCUCUGUGGAGUCAUCCAGGCUCUAAUGGCAUUACUGAGAUUAGGUUUCCUGCUAGACUUCAUCUCGUUCCCUGUAAUAAAAGGCUUCACUUGUGCUGCUGCGAUAACCAUUGGCUUUGGCCAGGUCAAGAAUAUUCUGGGACUCCAGGGCAUUCCCCACGAGUUUGUCCUGGAAGUCUACUACACCUUCUACAAGAUCCCAGAAGCCAGGAUAGGUGACGUGGUACUGGGUCUGCUUUGUCUCGCUCUGCUGGUCACGUUGUGUUUUAUGAAGACGAGUCUGGGCUCUGACGACGCUCCCACCUGCUCCAGAGUCGCCAGGAAACUAGUGUGGACGGUUGCUACCAUGCGUAACGCUCUGGUGGUCGUGGCUGCAUCCUUGGUAGCAUUUUCUUGGAAUGCUUACGGUCAUCCCGUGUUUACAGUCACUGGGGAAGCUACCCAGGGGCUCCCACCGUUCAGGCCCCCACCCACCUCAGACACCACAGCCAACGGCACCGUCGUCUCCUUUGGAGAGAUUAUAGAGGGCUUUGGAGGAGGGCUUGCUGUGAUUCCCUUCAUGGGUCUGUUGGAGAGCAUUGCUAUCGCCAAAGCUUUCGGCAGGCAGAAUGACUACAGAAUUGAUGCCAACCAGGAGCUGCUGGCAAUUGGUGUGACCAAUAUCAUGGGCUCCUUUGUGUCAGCCUACCCUGUCACUGGCAGCUUUGGAAGGACGGCAGUGAACUCUCAGACUGGUGUUUGCACUCCAGCUGGAGGAAUCAUCACCAGUGUGAUAGUGUUGCUUUCCCUGGCCUUCCUCAUGCCGGCCUUCUACUACAUCCCCAAAGCUUCCUUAGCUGCCGUUAUCAUCUGUGCGGUAGUGCCCAUGGUGGAUUACCGCGUCGUGGCUAAGAUGUGGAGGAUAUGCAAGCUGGACCUGCUGCCUUUCGUUGUGACGUUCCUGAUGAGUUUCUGGCAGGUGCAGUACGGCAUUGUAGGAGGUGUAGCUGUAUCUGGAGCCCUGCUGCUGUACAACCUGGCAAGACCCCAGAUAAAGGUGUCUGAUCACGGUGUGCUGGUGAUGGAGUUGGGCAGUGGACUCAGCUUCCCUGCCACAGAGUAUCUCAGCCACAUCAUACACACUCAGGCUCUGCAGGCGGCUCCUCCACGCUCAGUGGUCCUGGAUUGCCAUCAUGUCAGCAUCGUUGAUUACUCAGUGAUUAGCGAGCUCGGGGAUCUGCUGAAGCAGUUCAAAUUACGAGAAGUGCAACUGGUCUUUUCUAGAUUGCAGCCCUCUGUUCUGGAGGUUCUCCUCGCUGCUGAUCUGCAGGGCUUCAGGUAUACAGACAGUGUGGAGGCGGCGCUGCAGAUGGAGUCAUAGAGCCUCCUCAAUGUGUGACACAAAAACCAUCCAAUCACAGAUGGGAGAGGAGAUUUUUGAUGCUGGACAGAAGAAAUGUAGCAACACUGAUCAGUGACAUUUCUGAUCUGAGGUUAUUGGGCUGUUGUGAAGUUGAAAACAACAGAUUCACUUGCUGUAAGGUGUACGGUAAGGUGACUAGACUUUGGAAAUCACUGUGGGACCUCCGAGAUUACAGCACUACAUUACCAUCGCACAACAACACU